Messenger RNA from Gastrolobium bilobum, 1598 nucleotides. Its product is annotated as 28 kDa ribonucleoprotein, chloroplastic-like. Gene Ontology annotation, molecular function: mRNA binding. Gene Ontology annotation, cellular component: cytosol. The transcript has 4 exons. The record is from RefSeq and is a predicted model, not a curated record. The coding region runs from base 126 to 1028 and encodes 300 amino acids. Lineage: Eukaryota; Viridiplantae; Streptophyta; Magnoliopsida; Fabales; Fabaceae.
UCCAUAUUCAAUUCGUACCUCACUGUUGACAUGUUGAACCAAUUUCUGCUGUAAUCUCAGGAUCCCCGAGCUCCUCUUUACUUAACAAUAAGAAUAGAGUAAGACCCAUCCUUCUCAGUAGUGUAAUGGCGCUAGUUAGUCUUUUCUGCUUUCCUUCAACAACGCAUAUCUCCACAGAACAUAUUCAGAAUCCUCACCGCCAAUCUCACCAUUCUAUCAACAAUCUCUCUCUUUCUCAGCCACCCCAUUCCCGUAAUUUCCCGCGCCUGUCCCUCGAACAUUCACCAAACGUUAGAACCAAACAAAGCAUUAACUUCACUCUCGGAUUUGCCUCUACCUCCCAAGAACAAGUCCUUCAUUCUUCCCCAUCAGAUGUUCCCCCUGACGGCCAAGAAACUGAGGCACCCACUGAAGAGUUUUCACGGACAAGGUUGAUUGCUCAAAACGUGCCUUGGACUUGUACAACUGAAGAUAUUCGUUCUUUGUUCGAGAGGCAUGGAAAAGUCCUCGAUGUUGAGCUCUCUAUGUAUAACAAGACCAGAAACAAGGGUUUGGCCUUUGUCGAAAUGGGUGCCCCGGAAGAUGCUAUUGCCGCUAUAAAUAAUCUCGAAUCGUAUGAGUUUGAGGGUCGCAAAAUAAAUGUCGAAUAUGCCCGGCCAAAGAAGAAGAAAAUUCCUCCUCCUGUGAAACCAAAGCCAGCUGGAACAUAUAACUUGUUUGUUGCUAAUUUGUCAUAUAAAGCGAACUCUGAGGAUCUCAUGGAGUUUUUUAAUUCUGGAAGUGAAGGUGUUGUUUCCGCAGAGGUCAUAUUUUAUGAUAAUACUAGAAAGCCUGCUGGUUUUGGAUUUGUGUACUUUGAGUCCAAGCAAGAAGCUGAGGCAGCUCUUUCUGAGUUCCAAGGGAAGAUAUUUAUGGGAAGGCCAAUCAGGGUGGCAUGGGACAAGCAAUUUGUUAACGAAGCAGUGGAGGAGAGUGCAAGUUCUGGAGAGACAUCUUCCACGCUGAGCGUGACUGAUAAAGCUGAAUGAUACCAUUUGUUUUCCCUGCUGGAUAUCAAAAAUUUUGUGCUGUAUGCUCUUUCUUCAGAUGCUUUUGUUUAUUUGCUCGUGCUUUAGGAUAAUGCUAAGCCGUUGAUUGGACCGAAGGCUCAAGAUAUACAAGAAGUAGAUAGGUGAAAGCAUGAACAUUUUUGUGAUUCAAGGAAUCGUCAUUGAGAAUGAAUGAUUACAUCUCCAUGGAGUCAGUAUAUAUUUAGUUCUUAAUGUAACAGUUGUUUGAACUUUGAAUGUGUUAAGAACAUGAGAAACACAUCAAUAUUAUUGAUGUUACUUGCAUUUUCAAUUGUUUAGUUCACGACCGAGAGGGGAUUUGGCUGUGGUGUAUCUAAGAAUGUCCCUUCUAAUAUAUGGGGGAGAAAAAAGAAGAAUAUGGGUUGAUGAGACCAAAGCAAAAAUAUUUGAAGAAGGGGAAAGACAGAAACUUGACUUUGCGCAUUUCCCUGAGGGUUGACCCAUGCCAACACAUUCCCCACCGAGCCAAUUUUAUUACUAUUUGGGGCUGCUUGUUUUAUUUUAUGUUUCUCUUUUAACGUAGCUCUA